Zingiber officinale is the source of this 336-nucleotide messenger RNA. RefSeq lists its product as uncharacterized. The transcript has a single exon. NCBI's taxonomy places the organism in Eukaryota, Viridiplantae, Streptophyta, Magnoliopsida, Zingiberales, Zingiberaceae. Bases 1 to 336 code for a protein of 111 amino acids. The record is from RefSeq and is a predicted model, not a curated record.
AUGGUUAAAUGGUUGCCAAACAGCUCGAUUUACAACUUUAUGGACUUCCGAGCAGCAUUCCUACACCACUUUGCUAGUAGUCGCUGCCACCAGAAGACUAGCAUGAAUCUCUUCUCAUUGAAGCAAGGGCCCCGAGAGGUCCUGAGGGUCUAUAUCCAGCGCUUCAAUCAGGUGGCGAUGAACAUUCCAGCAGUCUCCUCAUACGUGUUGGUAAACGCCUUCACCAUAGGGCUCACCAAGGGAGAGUUCUUUCAAUCGCUCAUUCGGCGGCUGCCGAAGGACUUUGGUCAUCUCCAAAAGAAGGCCAAUGAGUAUAUUAAUGUGGAAGAAGCCUAA